GUGGCGGAUCUGUAGUAAUGCCACUGGGGUCACCGGACCCCAGCGCCUUUCCUCCCAGCAGGAGUAAGCUACAGCAGUCAAUCACUUGUGACCCCAGUAAACGUGAUUUUGUGCCCCUAGCCCAGCUGUGUACGCGAGACAACGAGAAGGCCGGACGGCCAGGAGCACAGGUCCCAGGACAACCCAAAGCUAGAAACGCAUGUAUUUGCACUGGUUGUUUGUUAGCCCAAAUCCACUAAUCCAGCCCAAAUGCAUGGACCAUGGGUCCACCGUCCACUCCCAUAAGUCACAAAUAUUAUCCUUCGGCCUUGCCUUGCCGACCUCAAUUGCCCUUUGGCCUUCUCGUUUUCUUGACAGCACGAGCUUGCAAAGCACGCGCCGCCGCCGCCGGAAGCAAACUGCAAAUAGCGAUUGCAAGGGACUGCGAUGAUUUCUUCUCCAAUUUGAAGAUUCGUUCCGAUCAUAUCGAGCCAUCAAAGUCUGCAUUAGUCCUGGUGAUUAGUCCUGGUGACCUGUGAGCAUAAUGGAACGAUUUUUGAAAAGAAAAACACCAUCAACAGCAUGCAAUGAUGAAGGGAAUUCAUGUAGAGAUGGAGAUGGUGCAUCAAACGUCAAUGCUACUGCUCGUGCUCGAACUUCUCAGUCCCGGAUUCUGUUACCAAAAGAGGUAAAUCUAGAUGAACUUCCUUAUGAUCCAGCUGAUAGGAAGAGAAUAAUACAAUACCCAGGCAUGAAGCUACAAGAUGAGAUAAGACGAAGGUAUUUAAUUAGAGGUCCAUACAGACCACAACUUGGUUUUAAGUACCCACAAAAGCAGAUAGCAGGCAAGUUACGGCGGUUCAAUGCUGAAUGGUUCAAACAAUAUGAUUGGUUGGAAUAUAGUGACAAGGUGGAUAAAGCUUUUUGUUUAUUCUGCUACUUGUUUAGAGAUUGUAUUGAGGGACAGGGAGGAAACGAUGCAUUUGUAACAGAAGGCUUUUCUGGGUGGAACAAGAAGGAUAGACUAGAUUAUCAUGCAGGUGGGUGUACUAGUUUUCAUAAUACGGCAGUGAAAAGAUGCAAUAAUUUGUUGAGACCAGAACAAUCAAUUGUUGCCGCUCUCUGCAAGCAAACUGAUAUUGCCAAAGAGGAGCAUCUUACUCGAUUGAGUACUUCAAUAAAUGCUGCCAGAUAUUUGCUACAUCAAGGAUUAGCUUUCCGUGGCCAUGAUGAGACAGAAGAGUCUAAUAACAGAGGGAAUUUUCUUGAGUUGGUAAAGCUUUUGGCAGCGCAAAAUGAAAAAAUAAAGAAAGUAGUGCUAAGAAAUGCUCCUGGAAAUCGACAAAUGGUGGCUCCAUCCAUUCAAAAGGACAUUGCUCAGUGUUUUGCACAGGUCAUAGUGAAUUCUAUCAUUGAAGAAAUUGGUGGUGAUGUCUUCUGUUUGUUAGUUGAUGAAUCUGCUGAUAUUUCCGAUAAAGAACAAAUGGCUGUGGUUUUGAGGUACGUCGACAAGUGCGGAAUACUAAAAGAAAGACUUAUUGGCAUUGUUCAUGUGAAAGAAACUUCUGCUUCAUGUCUCAAAUUUGGAAUUGAUUAUUUAUUUACUAAAUAUGGCUUGAGCUUGAAACAAAUAAGAGGCCAAGGGUAUGAUGGAGCAAGCAACAUGAGAGGUGAGUUCAAUGGUUUGAGAGCUUUAAUCAUGAGAGAAAAUAACUCAGCAUAUUAUAUUCAUUGCUUUGCUCAUCAACUUCAACUAGUCAUAGUUGCAGUAGCUAAAAAGAAUGAUGAUAUUAGUGACUUCUUUGACAUGAUAUCACUUCUUCUUAAUGUUGUUGGAGCAUCUUGCAAACGGAAAGAUAUGAUACGAGAAAGUCAACAAGAGAGGGUAAAGAAAGGCAUUGGUAGUGGACAAAUUUGUAGUGGAACAGGUUUAAAUCAAGAGCAAUCUCUUCAAAGAGCUGGAGACACUCGGUGGUGUUCUCACUAUAAAACUCUCAAGAGUAUUAAUAGUUUGUUUCCUAUUGUUAUUGAAGUGCUCCAAUAUGUUGAAACAGAUGGUCCAAAUGAUGGAAAGAGACGGCAAGCCCGUGGUCUCCUAGAUUACCUCAAGGAUUUCGAUUUUGCUUUUCAUUUGCACUUGAUGUUGCUAAUAUUGGGCCAUGCAAAUGCUCUCUCACUUUGUUUACAAAGGAAAGAUCAAGAUAUACUAGAGGCUAUGUCAGAGGUAAAGUCAACUAAGCAGAAACUUCAACAAAUUAGAGAUGAUGGUUGGGAGUCUUUAUUGGAGGGUGUAUACUCUUUUUGCGAAGAUCAUGAUAUCCCAAAGUUGGAUAUGGGAGAACAAUAUAUUGACUGUCAUAAGCCAAGGCAAAAAACAAAUCGGACUAAUUAUCAACAUUAUAGAUGGGAUUGCUUGAACCGUGUUAUUGAUUUGCAACUUAAUGAAUUCAAUGAUCGUUUCACUGAAGCAACUUCUAAUUUGCUUACACAUAUGGCAGCUUUCAGUCCCAAGGAUUGUUUUGGUGCUUUCAAAUUCGAGAGCUUGAUGGAAUUGGCUAAAUGUUAUCCAGAUGAUUUUAGUGAAGUUCAAUUGAAGGAUCUUGCUCACGAGCUUCAUAUUUAUAUUGACAAUGUACAAGCAGAUGAAAGAUUUGCAAAAUUGAAUACUAUUACUGAACUGGCUAAGUUGAUGGUUGAUACAAAUAAACAUCUUGCCUUUCCAUUGGUUUAUCAACUUCUGAAGCUUGUACUUAUUUUGCCGGUUGCCACUGCAUCAGUAGAAAGGUGUUUCUCAGCCAUGAAAAUUGUGAAGACUAUACUACGGAAUCGUAUUGGUGACCAAUUUAUGAAUGAUGCUAUUAUUUGCUUUGUGGAGCCGGCCCUUCUUGCAAGUAUUCCAAAUAACAUCGUGAUCGAUCUCUUCCAGAAGCUCAAAGAUCGUAAAGAACGAUUAUGAGUGACCCCAUCGACCUAUUUUUCUGGAUCCGCC
Molecule: messenger RNA, 2968 nt
Organism: Phragmites australis (common reed)
Lineage: Eukaryota; Viridiplantae; Streptophyta; Magnoliopsida; Poales; Poaceae
Exons: 4
Coding region: 524-2935 (803 amino acids)
Molecular function (GO): protein dimerization activity
Source: RefSeq, a predicted model, not a curated record